AUGAUUGGUCUGUUUUAUUUUUCUUUGUCCCAAAGAUGGAGAAGAAUCCUCACAACUUCACGUUUUCUGCUCAAAACUGCGCAAGGAGGUAUCGAUAGCACUGGGAGCAAUUUGAUCCCUCACAAACUUCAAUUCGGUUGCUGUUUCCGUUUACAGCCAAAAGCAAAACCUUCCAAUCACUCUAGGGGCAUGGCAACUCCAUUCCCUACCGACGACCAAAUCAACAUGGACCACAACCUGAAUUCGAAUCCCACUGCCCUCUUGAUCGCACAAUUUGCCAACAACGCUCCUACAAUAUCCAUAACCGCCUGUCAAGCUCUGGUUGCCGGAAUAGUCGACGAAAACACGAAGGCGGAGGCUGAAUCGUCAAGCUGCGUGUUGACCCACGCAAGUUUUUGCAUAGAUUCUUCUCCCAGCCUGCCCGGGUUCUUGAUAUGAUGCGCUCCCUUAUGGUCUUCUUACCCGGCUUAGCUGCUGCAGAAUACUUUGUUCCCGGCACGGCUUCCGUGUCAUCAGAUCUCGAUUUCUAUUGUCGGAAGGAGUUAUUACAAUUGGUCAUGUUCUCCUUUGAAUCGGUCGGGGUUCAAUGGAUCGCAGAGCUGGACGUCGAC
Messenger RNA from Cadophora gregata, 611 nucleotides. RefSeq lists its product as uncharacterized. The transcript has 3 exons. The record is from RefSeq and is a predicted model, not a curated record. The coding region runs from base 1 to 438 and encodes 145 amino acids. NCBI's taxonomy places the organism in Eukaryota, Fungi, Ascomycota, Leotiomycetes, Helotiales, Ploettnerulaceae.